Canis lupus familiaris (dog) is the source of this 2048-nucleotide messenger RNA. RefSeq names its product norrin cystine knot growth factor NDP (gene NDP). The record is from RefSeq and is a predicted model, not a curated record. The coding region runs from base 604 to 1005 and encodes 133 amino acids. NCBI's taxonomy places the organism in Eukaryota, Metazoa, Chordata, Mammalia, Carnivora, Canidae. The transcript has 3 exons. Gene Ontology annotation, biological process: Wnt signaling pathway.
UGCCCUGUUCCUCUAUGCUGUCCGCAGCCUUAAGAUGCUCCGUGGAAGGGAGCCGAGCGGUGGGCAGUGGCUGAGUCCCCGAUAAGGAGCGCCUCACAUUUCCGUGGCAUUCCCAUUUGCUAGAGCGCUGCUGCGGCCGCACGCCUGAUUGAUAUAUGACUGCAAUGGCACUUUUCCAUUUGACAUUCUCUCUCUCUCUCUCCCUCUCCCUCUCCCUCUCUCUCUCUCUCUCCCUGUGUCGCUUAAACAACAGUCCUAACUUUUGUGUGUUGCAAAUAUAAAAGGCAAGCCAUGUGACAGAGGGACAGAAGAACAAAAGCAUUUGGAAGUAACAGGACCUCUUUCUAGCUCUCAGAAAAGUCUGAGAAGAAAGGAGCCCUGCGUUUCCCCCAAGCUGUGCAGCGGAUACUGUGAUGAUGGAUUGCAAGUGGAAAGAGUAAGACAAAACUCGAGUAUACAAAGGACAAUGACAACCAGAAAGCUUCAGCCAGAUCCUGCCCUUUGCUUGAAAGGAACUGGAGCCUAGGGGGAGGCGAAGGCAUUUCCAAUUUUUAGUCCUCUGCCUCCCUCUGCUGUUCCUUCUCAGAAGUUUUCCUUACAACAAUGAGAAAUCAUGUACUAGCUGCAUCCUUCUCUAUGCUCUCCCUGCUGGCGCUAAUGGGAGAUACGGACAGCAAAACGGACAGCUCCUUCAUGAUGGACUCGGACCCUCUGCGCUGCAUGAGGCAUCACUAUGUCGAUUCUAUCAGUCACCCAUUGUACAAGUGUAGCUCAAAGAUGGUGCUUCUGGCCAGGUGCGAGGGGCACUGCAGCCAGGCAUCACGCUCUGAGCCCUUGGUGUCCUUCAGCACUGUCCUCAAGCAGCCUUUCCGCUCUUCCUGUCACUGCUGCCGGCCCCAGACCUCCAAGCUGAAGGCACUUCGGCUGCGCUGUUCGGGGGGCAUGAGGCUCACCGCCACCUACCGGUACAUCCUCUCCUGUCACUGUGAGGAGUGCAGCUCCUGAGGCCCGUGGCUGAGUGGCUUCUGAAUGGGACAACCUUCUUUUCUCACCGAGGCAGUUCAACCAGUCAGGGAAGGACUGGCAAGAAAAAUCAAGGAAAAAAAAAAAACCAUCAACAACGAAGCAGCAAUUCCCACGGGAUUUUGCAUAUUCUAGUAAUAAAGACUCUCCAUGCUUGUUGACACUGAGAGAUGCUCUGGGAACUUGUUUUCCAUCCCUGUCCCCUUUCCCUGGUACAAUUUCUUUUGGUUCCUUUUCAGAUUCAGGCAUGUCCCCUCUUGGCGCUGAAUGCUCUUUGCAUUUCCAACAAUUCAGCAUUAGUGGGGAAAAUGGGCCCCCAUGCAAGAGUGAGGCAGGCUGUCACUGUUCGGUGCAGACUAGGGAAACAGUCACUUUGGAAAGCAGGAAAGCCCAACUCUUUCUGCGGUACCUUCUGGGUUGGGUUGGUUUGGUUUUGAUCUUGUCAUUUGGCCAAAGGUUGCCAUCACUGCUAAAGGUUACCAAUUUCAAAAUUCCAGGCACCAAGCAUGUGGAUAUGUAUAGCGAGGCUCACUCACAGCCAGCUAACUGACAUUAAUAACUAACAAAUGGAUUCUCUUACAUGAUGCUGGAACUCCUGAUAGUGGUAAUUAUUAUUGAGAAAUGACUUUUGGGAAGUUAAGGUGGCAUAAAGAAUUUGUCAUCUGAAGGCUCUUGCAGGUAAAUUAUGGUAAAUUUUUGUAAGGGAGCAGACUUUUAAAGACCCGCACAAAUACGGAUCCUACACUGACUUUGAAAAAGGCAUAUAUGUACUAGUGGCAUGGAAAACGCACUAUACUCAUGCAUGCAAAUUAGACAACCGAGUAUGAAUCUAUUUGUGGGUGUACUAUAGCUUUAGCCAUGUCGCGGGCAUCAUUCUCUACCAUCCACUUGUCCAUAUGAAGCUUGCUGCCAAAAUGGUAGCCUGGCUCAUCUUCUGAACAUUUGGCUCAUCUAUAUUUUGGUCCUUGAGACUCAAAAUUUGACUUAUUCCCAUGUUGUGAAAUAAAAAGACAGUAUCUUCAAAA